Micromonas commoda is the source of this 885-nucleotide messenger RNA. RefSeq lists its product with no specific name. The record is from RefSeq and is a predicted model, not a curated record. NCBI's taxonomy places the organism in Eukaryota, Viridiplantae, Chlorophyta, Mamiellophyceae, Mamiellales, Mamiellaceae. The coding region runs from base 1 to 885 and encodes 294 amino acids. The transcript has a single exon.
AUGUCCGCCGCAUCCGCGCUCUCCGCGCGCUCGAACAUCGCCCCGAGCAUCAGCCGCGGCGUCGCCGCCUCCCGCGUCGCGAGUCGCGCGCGAUCUUCCCCCGGAUCCUCCGUCGUCGUCGCCAAGGCGACUCCCGCGGAGCAGAGCAACAUCGUCGUCUUCGGCGGCACCGGCGGCACCGGCUCCGAGUGCGUGGUCCAGGCGCUGCGGCGCGGCGCGAAGGUCACCGUCCUCGCGCGCGAUCCCUCCAAGAUGCGCCAGCCCCCGGGCACCGGCGGCGCGAACGAGGGCGCGCCCGUCUCCGACCCCAACCUCACCGUCGUUCGCGGGAACGUCUCCAACCCCGCGGACGUCGCCAAGGUCAUCACGAAGGACACCACCGGCGUCGUCGUCUCCCUCGGGGGUAAGACGAAGGACGUCGGCGCCACCAUGCUCACCGACGGCACCACCAACGUCAUCAACGCCAUGAAAUCCGCGGGCAUCGCGACCGACGCGAGGAUCGCCAUCGUCACAUCCAUCGGAGCCGGAGAUUCGGCCAACCAAGCCCCGAUCGUCUUCCGCGUCCUCAUGGCCACCGUCAUGCGAUCCAUCUUCAACGACAAGAACAACCAGGAGGCGCUCUUCCUCGGACCGGGCGGCCCAGGACGGGACCUCGAGUUUUGCGUCGUGAGACCGGGCGGACUCGGCGUCGGACCCCCCACGGGCAUCGUCAACGUGAUCGACGGGGAAGCCGGGAGCAUCGCUCGAGCGGACGUCGCGGAUUUCUGCCUCGGCGCCCUGUUCGAGGAGGCGUUCCCGUACAUCGGCAAGGCGCCGUGCAUCUCGUCCGUGGGCGGGACGUCGUGGACCAAGGACCGCGGCGGCAAGGGGAUGAUGGAGGCGUGA